AAAUUAACCAUGACAUGUACUGGAAUUUUUUAAAAAAUUAAAACAAUCAAUUUAAAUAAACAGGAACAUCUAUAUUUUUUUUUGUCAAUAUCAUCCCUUAGCGUAAUUUUAAAAGUAUAAAAAUACUACAGUAAAUUCUCAUAACUUCCUGAAUCCUCAGUAUAAAAUAUCGAAACUCAUUUUUGACAAAACGAAUUUUUACAUUUUCUGUCAGCAAUUUUCGUAAUACGGAAUCGUCUUGAAUUGAUGCGCAUUUAUUUCGAAUUUCGGAGACAUGAAAUUUUUUCUCAAAAACUCCCAAGUAGCAUAGAGACAACUUUAAGAUGUCAUAAAGAUGUUUUUUAAAAGAACAAAACAAAGUUUUUUUAUCUCAUAGCCAAGUUUUUUUAUUUUUAUUCUGUGCUACUUGGAUAUGGGCAAAUAUAUUCUGAAGUUGUAGCCUACUGUCAUUGUUCGUACAAUGUACGAUCAUGCGUACUUUGUUUGUUUCAACUCUAAAAGUCACCAACAAUAAAAAAAAUAUCCAGACGUCUAUGAUUAUUUCUAGACUUUUCGAGUGCAUGUUUGGAUGUAAGCUACAAAAUAAAUUUUGUCUAAUAUAAUCGAUAAAAUAACAAUCGAGAAAAAAUAUGACUUACACCAGCGUUGGUAUAUAAUGAUUAAACGUUCAGUAAAUGUCAUUAGUCACAACAUUUUUGGCUUAUUGUCAGUUCGUUAUUGCAAUCUCCAAGUCUUGACUUAAACUGUAUAAGUAAUAAUUUAUUAGUUAAUACCUAAACAGGAAGUUUGAAAUUAAAAUAGAAGGUGUUCUGUAUCAACAUAUAUUUGAAUUAAUUUUUAAAAAAAUACUAGUCUCUAUUCUCCAUGGUAUUACUGAAUAUUAUUUUGCAUUUUAUAACCGGCAUCAAUUUUUUCCCGCGUAAUUUGAUUGUUUUUUUUUUUUUAAAUUUCAAAUAAUAAUUGCGGAGAAAGGUGACAAUUAUUGCGCACUAAAAUUUAGUUUAAUAAAAUAUAAAUUAGUCUGACGUAAUUGUUUAUAGAUUUAAAAAAUUGUUUAUAAAUUUAAAAUUUAAAAAUGACAAAUAAUUGCAAACAUCGGUCAAUAAAAUUGUAAAUGUCGUUACCGACAUCUAUAAUUCAGCAUUAUCCUGACAGUGCUGCCAACCAGGUGGGAAUUGGCACACCUGGGAAUUUUUCGACGCCUUCUUGAUUACCGCAGAGCCAUCUGAAUUUAAACUUGCUCGUAAUUUUGUAAUGAUGUAACAAGUAUCAAAUACUUAUUGACAAUAACAAUUAAUUGAAUAAAUCUGUUCUCUAUCAUUGAUUUGAAUUUAAAAACUACUUAGAAAAUAUCUUCACCAAUGCUGCUCUGAAAUAAAAUAUAUAUGAAAAUAAAAACUGAAAUAUCUUCUUCUCCAUGGUGUCGGAUAUUUAAAUAAAUGACAGCAGAUUGAGAAAUUGUUUUUGGGAUUCCAAAAAAAUAGAAGCAUAUCAUCAUGUCAGAAAAUCGUUACAUCGUGCAAGGGUGGAAGGUUAAUGAAACUGUCACCGCACCUGAUUCUAUGAAAGUUGAGGGCACCCUGCUGACUUGGGAAAAUUUCAAAGUCACGGUUGAUGUAUAUUCUGAGAGUGUCUCAGACACUUGUCAGUACCUGAAGUCAGUCAUGGAAACCACAGGUUCGAACAGCACGCCUGUGGUUUUCUUGACUGGUCGUACUGGGGCUGGGAAGUCUUUGACUCUCUUUGGCAGCCGUAAUUCCAGCCAACUGGGUCUCAUCAAGACAUGGUUUGCCGGUGUCCCUGAGACCGAUAUCGAGCUUCGUGUGCAAGAAUGCUACAAGGGCGGAUUCAGGGACUUAGUGAAUUUUGAGCAAAAGCCAAAGUUCACUAAGGACAGCAUCCCUGAAGUUAUGCUGCGGUCGACGGACUACUCAAAGAUUGGCAGAGUCCUUCAAAACGCCCUCAAGGCCGAUAACUCGGUAAACAAGAGUUCAACUCGGGGAAUUCUCGUUUUGCAACUUAAAAACACCAAGACGAACUCCAAGUUAUUUGUGGUCGACAUGCCGGGACUGGAACGCCAGGAGCGUGACCGAUCCAAGUCACCGGCCAACACAACGACCAAGGCUGUGGAGCCAGAAACAAGGUGGAUUUCGUGCCUUACUUACGAAUUCAAUAAUUUUAUCAACCCUAUACCUGGUACAUCCAAAACGUCUCCCUUAUGGCAGGACAUUGAUGCCAUGCUACCCUUUCCAAGGGUCCAGUUCGUAAUAGCAUGCAUCAAAAGGCCAUACAAUCGGGAGAACGUUUAUUCUACUUUAAUAUUUCUACAUGACGUAAAAAGAUUACAACAGCAUGGACAUAUUCUUGGAAGUGGAAGGCGAAUGAUCUCCCCGGCUCGAGUAGAUCCUCCUGUUGGAUCUAGCAGGAGCAAUUUCCUUGCUGUCCCUGGUGUUGCAGUAGAUUCAACAAAGGAUGAAGAAAUCAAACUGUUGAAAAUUCAGUUGGCACAAAAGGAUGCGAGAAUAAAGGAGUUGGAACUUAGAAACACCGAGUUAGAAAAAUUGCUACUGCAGCAACCACCUGCACCACCAUCACCACCGCCUGUACCACAAUCACCACCGCCUGGACCACAAUUACCACCGCCUGGACCACCAUCACCACCGCCUGGACCACAAUCACCACCGCCUGCACCACAAUCACCACCGCCUGGACCACAAUUACCACCACCUGGACCACCAUCACCACCGCCUGCACCACAAUUACCACCGCCUGCACCACAAUCACCACCGCCUGGACCACAACCGUUACCACCUGGGCCUGGUCAAGCUCAUGCACAGGACGAAAAUGAAGCUCUAUUAAUGCGUCUGGGUCUUGACGACCUGGAAAACUGUCCGCGCAUAAAAAUAGGACAGAGCUUCCCGUUGUGCGCUGUCGAUAAUCCUGCUGCUUUAAAAAGAGUAAAAUUUCUAAACUAUUUGGCUCCAGUCAAUCAAGGAAUCAAAUAUUGUUGGUGUAAAGAAUGCAAUAAAGAGGUGCAAUCUUACCAUGCCCCUACCCAUGUGUGGGUAAAACAUCUUGGGCAUAAAUUGAUCUGUGACAUCGAUGGUUGCAAGGAAGAAUUUACUUCGGUAACUUCUAUCAAAGACCAUCGAAAAGCAGAUCACAAGCGAAAGGCUAAGAUUUAAGGCAAAAAAACUUUAUCUUGUUCUUUUAAAUGACAUCUUCAUGACAUCUUAAAAUUGUCUCUGUGCUUCUUGGGAGUUUUUAGAAAAAAACUUUUAUGACUUAGAAGUUCUAAAUAAAUGCGCAUCAAUUCAAGAUGAUUUCGUAUUACGAAAAUUGCUGAAAGAAAAUGUGAAAAUUCGUUUUGUCAAAAAUGAGUAUCGAUAUUUUAUACUGAGGAUUCAGGAAGCUAUGAGAAUUUACUGUAGUUUUCUGAUAUUUUUAAAAUUACGUUAAGGGAUGAUAUUGACAAAAAAAAUUUAGAUGUUCCUGUUUAUUCAAAUUGAUUGU
This is a messenger RNA of Microplitis mediator, 3513 nucleotides long. RefSeq lists its product as uncharacterized. The record is from RefSeq and is a predicted model, not a curated record. Lineage: Eukaryota; Metazoa; Arthropoda; Insecta; Hymenoptera; Braconidae. Bases 1497 to 3185 code for a protein of 562 amino acids. The transcript is spliced from 7 exons.